AUGGAUUUCAUCUACCAGCAUUUCUUAGAGCCGCCUCACCAACACAACUUAGAUGACCUGGGUGAAGUUAUCAUAAAGCCAUCACUCUGCGAGAAUACCUUGCACACAGAGUUAAGACAUUCCUAUCAGGCGGUUUAUGUGUCUACUUCCAUUGCACUUGCAUCACUGAAAAGACAGAGAACAUUGUACCAGGAGUGGGCCACUCUGCAGGUUGGGCCUGGGCCCAAUCAUGCAAUCAUCGCCAAAUAUGCCAAGUUCAACGCGUCAAGGAGAGUAAAAGCUGAAAUUUUCUACUUUGACAAUGAAGCCAUGCCUGACUGGCGGCGCAAAGCAUUCUUCCUGCAAUCUCAACUGGAUCAUCCAUGCCUAACACAGGCUUGGCUUGAUACCGAGACACUUGACGCUUGGUUAAAGGUCGUGAGGGAUAUCGUUAACAAAUGGUGCGAGGAGUCUCAGCAGCUAAAAGACAGACUUGUCGUUCCAAUCGAGGAAAGCGCUUUGGGAAAGACAAUGGUGGCGGAUGAAUCGCGGAAGCAAUGA
This is a messenger RNA of Cladophialophora immunda, 540 nucleotides long. RefSeq lists its product as uncharacterized. The coding region runs from base 1 to 540 and encodes 179 amino acids. The record is from RefSeq and is a predicted model, not a curated record. The transcript has a single exon. Lineage: Eukaryota; Fungi; Ascomycota; Eurotiomycetes; Chaetothyriales; Herpotrichiellaceae.